This is a messenger RNA of Mercurialis annua (annual mercury), 708 nucleotides long. Its product is annotated as 60S ribosomal protein L12. The transcript has a single exon. The coding region runs from base 70 to 570 and encodes 166 amino acids. Gene Ontology annotation, cellular component: ribosome; cytosolic large ribosomal subunit. Gene Ontology annotation, molecular function: large ribosomal subunit rRNA binding; structural constituent of ribosome. The record is from RefSeq and is a predicted model, not a curated record. NCBI's taxonomy places the organism in Eukaryota, Viridiplantae, Streptophyta, Magnoliopsida, Malpighiales, Euphorbiaceae. Gene Ontology annotation, biological process: translation.
ACCAUUUCCAUAGUUUCUCGAAACCCUAGCAGCACUCACUCUUCAACUCUCUUAACACACCGAUCCAAAAUGCCGCCGAAAUUCGACCCAUCGCAAGUGGUGGACGUGUUCGUCCGGGUGACCGGUGGUGAAGUCGGAGCCGCAAGUUCCCUCGCGCCCAAAAUCGGGCCGCUCGGUUUAUCCCCAAAGAAAAUUGGAGAAGACAUAGCAAAGGAAACGGCAAAGGACUGGAAGGGUCUGCGCGUGACAGUGAAGCUAACGGUGCAGAAUCGUCAGGCGAAAGUAUCGGUGGUGCCGUCAGCUGCUGCGUUGGUUAUUAAGUCGUUGAAGGAGCCGGAGAGAGAUAGGAAGAAGACGAAGAAUAUUAAGCACAGCGGCAAUAUAUCGCUGGAUGAUGUGAUUGAGAUAGCGAAGAUAAUGAAGCCCAGAUCCAUGGCUAAGGAUUUGUCCGGUACUGUGAAGGAGAUCCUGGGGACGUGUGUGUCGGUUGGGUGUACCGUCGACGGUAAAAACCCGAAAGAUUUGCAGCAGGAGAUUACUGAUGGAGAAAUUGAAGUUCCUCUUGAAUGAUUUUGAGGGAGAAUUUGUGAGGUAUUUUGGUUUUUUUCUUUUUUUUCCUUCGAAGAAACAUAUAAACGCUGCCUUUAAUUAUUGUCAUCAUCUAAUUACUUGGUUUUGGUUAAUUUUUAUGAGAUUUUAUCUUGGAUA